AUGUCUACGCCCUCUCUAGACCAGCAGGACACAGAGUCCGUAUCCUCCGUCGACAGCUUUGACCCAGCUCCGACUCUGGUCCUCAAGAAAAUCACCAGAGAAGAAGCGCUAGAGCAAACCAGCGAGCAUAUCGGCAAGAUGGGCAAAUCGAAGUUUCCCGACAAACUCUUGAAGCCAGCAGUAUCGAAGUGGCUGACUGAAUCUGUUCUUCGUGUUCUGCCUCCUAAGAUGAAGCACACCGUUCAUGCCUGGUGCCUGAGUCACGAUCCGAUGUGGUUUAACAAACUUUCCGAAUUUAUCGAUGAAGAUAUCUCAGAGUGGGAAUAUACCGUCGAAGUCCCCAACCAGCGAAAAGACAUGGAGCUGGGAUUUUGCCGCGUUGCUGUCGCUGUUGCUGUCGCUGUCGCUGUCGCUGGUGCUGGUGCUGGUGGGAAAGAUGAGGUCUUCAGAUUGCCUAGGGACCGGGUGGGUGGAAAGAUGAGGUCUUCAGAUUGUUUAGGGACUGGGUGGAAAGAUGAGGUCUUCUGA
Molecule: messenger RNA, 528 nt
Organism: Fusarium oxysporum Fo47
Lineage: Eukaryota; Fungi; Ascomycota; Sordariomycetes; Hypocreales; Nectriaceae
Exons: 2
Coding region: 1-528 (175 amino acids)
Source: RefSeq, a predicted model, not a curated record